AGUAUUACAUAAUCAUUUUAAAUUCGGUCACGUGUCUUUCCCGCUCUUCUUCGCGCCGGAAGUUGUUGCGGCGCUGUUCCCCCCUGGCGUCUGUCACUUCCGUAUGAUCGUAUUAAGCAACACGCCGUGGGUCGACACACAAACGUAUACACACUAAGUCCAAACUGCUCAUAAAACCCGGUAUUUUCACAGUGAAAUGCAUAUCAAAACAGGUACUUGGGAGUCAAGCAAUGCAGUGUGUGAGUCUGACACCUUGUGUGAUCCGGCUGUCCUAGUGUCACCUAAACCAGAACCACACAUCCGAAACCGGCGCCUUUCCCCUGGCUCUGGCAGCUGCGGUGGGGGAGGAGGAGGCUGUUCCUCUAGGAUGGAUAAACUGUCUCGCCAGGCCUCGCCGAGCAGUCCGGAAGGUUCUCUCAACGGGAUGGGUCACACCCAGACAUUUGCUUCCACCCGGGACAGAGAGCGGCGUGCCCCGAAUAAAGGAAGAAGCUUUCGGAGAGAUGGUGCGAGACAGGGGCCUCGUUCUGAAGAGAGACUCUUCAAAACUGGUCAGAACCAGGUGCAAAAGGAAAGAUGGGUUGAAAACAGCUUGUCUUUGCUCAAACCCCCACCUGCUUUUCCGGUGAAAGACAGCCCCGCCAAGCUGCAGCCGGCUGUUAGCUACGCCUCUAAAGUGAAGGCAGGGGGUGGCUCUCUCGGGGCAGCAGAGGAACCCCUGGGUAUCUGUGUUUUACUGCAGAACCAGUGGGGACUUAGCUUUAUCAGCGAUGGUCCGGCGGCAGAUGAGCCAAAGGCCGACCUACCCGAGAGUUCAGUUGUGCACCCGGUUGCUGGAGAGGUUAUUGUAAAACCUGCCCAGUCUUCAGAUACUCUACCCAGUCAGGUCCCAAGGGGUUCUGAGAGUUCAGAGGAGCUUCUGCUUAGCUGUCGCCAUCUGGAGGAAGCAUUGGAGUAUCACACGCAAGAAUGGAACGCAAUAUUACGGAGACAAAAAAAAGACCCUGUAAAAGUUGUUUGGUACAAGGAGACCCUGGAAUCACCAGCCUAGCACACACUAUAACACAUUUUACGAAAACACACUCGUACCCAGACACACAUAACACACACACUGCACUCAGGUUAUCAUCCCCACAACAUUAAUACCGAGACACUUUGGAGUUUUCCUGCUUUGAAGAUGGAUGUCUUGGACUUCUCGGUUGCCUUACAACAGUCUGCCUCAGGCGCAGGGUCCCUCUGCACACCUCUGUCAUUUUAUUGGUGGAGAAUUCUCUUUUAAGAAAAAUUGUUACCAAGCUGCAAUUUUAUUUCAAUGAACUGCAGUUUUACAGUAAAAGUCCUCUUUUAUUUCUCCCUGUUCCUACUUGUAUGCGAGGGGUUAAAUCAAGCACUUUUUGACUUCUCUUAAAGACUGAACUCAUUUUUAGAACCAAAUCCAGAAUGUUUUCACAUCAGUCUUCCCUUUCUUAAUCUCCUCUUCCCACAUAAAUUGUUGUUCUCAUGAAGUUUACAGAGGUGCGGCUGGCACGUGAUGGUAGCACCUUCAAAUGUCUAUUGGUCUUAAUGCUGUUUUUAAUAUAUAUAUAUUUCACCCAGAUUGAAUGUCUGUCAUAAGUCCUGAUAGGAAUCCGUUGCUGUGUAUGACUUAACUUUUUUUUAGAAACAUACAAAUAAUUUACACUGGAAGAUGUUCAGAGAUUUAAUCGAACAGUGUUGCAUAGUUAAGAUGAAUAAACUUUAUAAAACAA
Messenger RNA from Triplophysa dalaica, 1748 nucleotides. RefSeq lists its product as uncharacterized. The transcript is spliced from 4 exons. Gene Ontology annotation, molecular function: RNA binding. Gene Ontology annotation, cellular component: cytoplasmic stress granule; nucleoplasm. The record is from RefSeq and is a predicted model, not a curated record. Bases 197 to 1051 code for a protein of 284 amino acids. Lineage: Eukaryota; Metazoa; Chordata; Actinopteri; Cypriniformes; Nemacheilidae.